AACCAUUGCGGUAGAGUGUUGCUGAACAAUCCUAUACCACUGGUGGUAAAUGGAACUCCAACAUUGGAAGGGCAGUGGCCAUGGCAGAUAGCUGUCUACCAAACUCAGACGGUGGACAACAAGUACAUUUGCGGUGGUACUCUGAUAUCACACAAGCAUAUCAUCACGGCAGCGCAUUGUGUCACCCGCAAAGGGUCUCGGCGGGUUGUGAAUAAGAAUACGCUCACUGUAUAUUUGGGUAAACACAAUUUGAGGACUUCAGUGGACGGAGUACAGAUCAAAUUCGUGGAGAAGAUUAUAUUACACCCGAUGUACAACGCGUCGACGUUUACCAGCGACCUGGCCAUCCUGGAGCUACGCGAGUCUGUCACGUAUUCGAACUGGGUACAGCCCGCGUGUCUCUGGCCCGACAAUGCGAUCAACCUCAGCAACGUCAUCGGAAAAAAGGGAUCGGUUGUAGGCUGGGGCUUUGACGAGACAGGCGUGGCUACCGAAGAGCUAAGCUUGGUCGAGAUGCCUGUAGUAGACACUGAGACUUGCAUCAGGUCCUACAGCGAAUUCUUCAUCAGAUUCACUUCGGAAUACACCUACUGCGCUGGUUAUAGAGAUGGUACCUCCGUCUGCAACGGCGACAGUGGUGGUGGUAUGGUGUUCAAGAUUGGCGACUACUGGUACCUCAGAGGGCUGGUCUCCCUCUCAGUUGCUAGGCAGAAUGAAUUCCGCUGCGACCCCUCCCACUACGUAGUGUUUACGGACUUAGCGAAAUUCUUACCCUGGAUCAAGCAGUCCAUUUAUGACUAUUAACUGUACCGGUUUUCGAUAGAUUUUGUAAGUUAUUGCGAAUAGUUUGGUUUAAGAUGAGCUAUGUAGAUAUUUUCGAAACGGCCAUGGAUGUUUGAUUCAAUGGCCACUAUGGUUCAUUUUCAAUCAUUUUGUCCAGCAAUACAAUGUACUAAGUAAUAUGUUUAAAGUCGAUUUCUUAUUAGAUGAAUCACGUGAUAAAUUCAAGUAAAACAUUUACCGAUUUUAAAAUUGUAUCGAUUGCACGAUAAAUCGAUCUCUAUUCGAUAUUACUAAAUAAUUGGGAUGUGGCCAAAAGUAUAAGUUAGUAGACAUCACAAAACUUUUUCUCUCAUUCUAUCAGCUUUGUUAUUAUUUUUGAUAACUAACGUCAGCUAUUUUAUCAUGAUCCAACAAUCCAGGCCUUGUAUCUGACGCUAAACUAUUACUAAACAUAUUACAAUAUUAAAAAUAUAAGUAAGUACUUAUAUAAAUAUUCAAUACUGUUUUGUAUGUAAUGUUCGGGAGCAAUUGGGUUGUGUUUCCUGUUUGUGGUGUGAACAAUAAUAAUAAAUAUGUUACCUACGCACGUUGUUGUAAAACUAUUAUCGAUUAAUUUGGUUAAAUUAUAACAAAAUACCAAAACAAAAAAUAAUAUCCAAUAAUGUUUUUUCCCUGGUUGUAUGAUAUUUCUACUGUGAUUAUGUUAAUAAAAUUCUGGGUGAAGCAAUAAAUUUAAUAAUUGCCUUAAAAUGGUUUCCGUUUUAUCUAUCUGUGGUAUAAUUUCAAGUUUCUGACUGCAUGCUAAGAAACUUAUGGUUUUAAUUUUUAAGAUUGAAUACGAAGUUUUAUUAUUUUGAGUUGUAUAGCUGUACAUGAUACUUAAUAAGUGGAAAUAAAUAAAACUAUUAAGAUGUUAUUUCUCAAUAUUAAGCUCUCUAAAAUAUGUAUUACAUACGUUAUAAUAUAGACUGAAAAAAAUAUGCUCAAAAACAUUUUUAGAAAAUAAAUUCUUAUAUACCUUA
Manduca sexta (tobacco hornworm) is the source of this 1805-nucleotide messenger RNA. RefSeq names its product limulus clotting factor C-like. The record is from RefSeq and is a predicted model, not a curated record. Gene Ontology annotation, biological process: proteolysis. NCBI's taxonomy places the organism in Eukaryota, Metazoa, Arthropoda, Insecta, Lepidoptera, Sphingidae. Gene Ontology annotation, molecular function: serine-type endopeptidase activity.